This is a messenger RNA of Penicillium taxi, 291 nucleotides long. RefSeq lists its product as uncharacterized. Lineage: Eukaryota; Fungi; Ascomycota; Eurotiomycetes; Eurotiales; Aspergillaceae. The transcript has a single exon. The record is from RefSeq and is a predicted model, not a curated record. The coding region runs from base 1 to 291 and encodes 96 amino acids.
AUGAUCCUGUUAGUUUUGGUAUGGAUCGCAAUAUUGGCGGUAGCACUCGUUGAAUUUGGGACCUAUCUAUGGAAUCGGAAACAGGAUGCAAUUUUUGCGGCUGAGAGCCAUGAGUGUUGUGAAGAUUCGGCUUCUAUUUGUGAGGCAUUGAUAAAGUCGCCUUUGCAGCAAACUGCGGCCCAUGAGGGUGAUAUUAUGUCGUCGAGUGAAUACGAGUCGGAUUAUGAUUCUGAUUCUGGAUCUGAGUCGGACUUCGAGGAAUACCAACUGGAUGAACGUCUUGAUAUCUAA